This is a messenger RNA of Beta vulgaris subsp. vulgaris (sugar beet), 744 nucleotides long. RefSeq lists its product as uncharacterized. The coding region runs from base 1 to 744 and encodes 247 amino acids. The transcript is spliced from 3 exons. Lineage: Eukaryota; Viridiplantae; Streptophyta; Magnoliopsida; Caryophyllales; Amaranthaceae. The record is from RefSeq and is a predicted model, not a curated record.
AUGGAUCCACUUGGUGAUGAUUGUGAAAAUGAAGCUGAUGAUGAGCAACCUAUUCAAGCAGACACUGCUUUGCAUGCAAGAAAAUCUGCUAGAGAGCACAAAGCCCCAACAUGGAAUCAAGACUAUCUGAGCUGCAAUGAAGAGAUGGGAUGUUCAAUGGACAUGAAGAAUGCUCUUCUUCAUGGAAAAGUAGAAGAAAAUGUAUAUAUGAAGCUGCCUCCAGGAUACUUGGGUGUGGGCUUCAGAUGGUCAUGUAAAGAUGAUUCCUACGGAGAGAUGUUGAAUAAUCCUGAAGUAUAUCAAAGGCUCAUAGGCAGACUCAUUUACUUGACUCUAGCUAGGUCAAACAUAGCUUAUAUAGUCCAUGUCUUGAGUCAGUUCAUGCAUAAGCCAACAAGCACUCACUUACAAGCAGGAAAAAGGACGUUGAGGUAUCUCUCUGGGAGUACAGAUCAAGAAAUUCUUCUCACUUUUGAAGCUUGUGCAGAACUCAAGACCUAUUGUGACAGUGAUUGGGCAGGAUGUCCAGUGACUAGGAGAUCUACAUCUAGGUUUUGUAUUCUUUUGGGGAAAUCUCCUAUCUCAUGGGGAGCUAAAAGACAAAAUGUAGUGUCAAGGUCAACUGCUGAAGCAGAAUUCAGAUCUAUGGCUCUAAUAGUAUGUGAAGUUGUAUGGUUGAAGCAAUUGCUCAAAGAGUUGGGCAUCAAGAAUACUGGCAUCACAUCUAUCCUUUGUGACAAUUAA